Manis pentadactyla (Chinese pangolin) is the source of this 3901-nucleotide messenger RNA. RefSeq names its product dystrobrevin alpha (gene DTNA). The transcript is spliced from 22 exons. Gene Ontology annotation, biological process: synaptic signaling. The record is from RefSeq and is a predicted model, not a curated record. NCBI's taxonomy places the organism in Eukaryota, Metazoa, Chordata, Mammalia, Pholidota, Manidae. Gene Ontology annotation, cellular component: plasma membrane; synapse. Gene Ontology annotation, molecular function: zinc ion binding. The coding region runs from base 614 to 2959 and encodes 781 amino acids.
CGGUGCCCUGGUGGAAGCUCGGUGGGAGGGAAGAGGGCGGAGGACAGCGUUUGCAAGCCUGCCACUGGUGAGCUUCCAGAAUCCAAAGCAUCUGCCCGUGGACCUCAGCGGAAUGUGAAACCAAGCCAUUUCAAGUUAAAGAUAGACACAGUGCACAGCAAGAUCUGGAAGCCGGGUCUUAAAUCCAUGUCUCUCCCUAUAAUUUCAGAGUUCUGUUAGGAUCUCUGUUGUAAUGGACAUUUCAGUUAAGUUUAUUCUUUAAGUGAAUGUGCUAAGAAUUCAUAUAUGCUCUGGAUGUACUAGAAAUCGGAGGACUUGAGGCCACGGUGUACACACUCCAGGGCUUUAUGGCCACAUUUGGAACUCUGUGUUCUUACACUGCAUUAUCUGUCCUGCAUCUGUGAAUCCAUGGUGGGGCUCAUGCUGCGCUUCCUGCCUGCUGCCUUAGCCCUCACCCACCUGGGCCCUCCCACCUGCCUCGAAGGAAGUCUCCCCAUGUGGCCUCUGGAACAUUCCAUCCAAAUCUGACUUCCCCAGGAAGUGCCCAGGCAUCAUCAUUAUUUCAUUUCCCAGUUAAUCAAAAUAGCCAUCUCCUCACCACGAUUAUCUCAGAAUGAUUGAAGAUAGUGGGAAAAGAGGAAAUACAAUGGCGGAAAGAAGACAGCUAUUUGCAGAGAUGAGGGCGCAAGACCUGGACCGGAUCCGCCUCUCCACCUACAGAACGGCCUGCAAGCUGAGGUUUGUCCAGAAGAAAUGCAACCUGCACCUGGUGGACAUCUGGAAUGUCAUAGAAGCAUUGCGGGAAAAUGCUCUCAACAACCUGGACCCAAACAUAGAACUCAGCGUGGCCCGAUUGGAGGCUGUGAUCUCAACCAUUUUUUACCAGCUCAACAAACGGAUGCCAACCACUCACCAGAUCCAGGUGGAGCAGUCCGUCAGCCUCCUGCUUAACUUCCUGCUGGCCGCCCUGGACCCGGAAGGCCAUGGUAAAAGUUCAGUAUUUGCUGUCAAAAUGGCGUUAGCCACAUUGUGUGGAGGGAAGAUCAUGGACAAAUUAAGAUAUAUUUUCUCAAUGAUUUCUGACUCCAGUGGAGUGAUGGUUUAUGGACGCUAUGACCAGUUCCUGCAGGAAGUUCUCAAACUGCCCACAGCAGUUUUUGAAGGCCCUUCAUUUGGUUACACGGAACAGUCGGCUAGAUCCUGCUUCUCUCAGCAGAAAAAGGUCACCUUAAAUGGCUUCUUGGACACACUCAUGUCAGACCCCCCCCCACAGUGUCUGGUCUGGCUGCCCCUCCUGCACCGGCUGGCAAAUGUAGAAAAUGUCUUCCAUCCCGUCGAGUGUUCCUACUGCCACAGCGAGAGCAUGAUGGGCUUCCGCUACCGAUGCCAGCAGUGCCACGACUACCAGCUCUGCCAGGACUGCUUCUGGAGGGGGCACGCCAGCGGCUCCCACAGCAACCAGCACCAGAUGAAGGAGUACACAUCGUGGAAAUCACCUGCUAAGAAGCUAACUAAUGCACUAAGCAAGUCCCUGAGCUGUGCUUCCAGCCGCGAGCCUUUGCACCCCAUGUUCCCUGACCAGCCUGAGAAGCCACUCAACUUGGCCCACAUUGUGCCGCCCAGACCCGCGACCGGCGUGAGCGACGCCCUGUUCUCCCACUCCGUCCCUGCCUCGGGCAGCCCCUUCGUGGCCAGGAGCUCUCCUCCCAAGGACACUGACGCAGAACAGAGCAAACUGCUGGCUAGGGCUGUGCCAGCUUUUCUGAAGGGCAAAGGGACACAGUACCGUCUGAACGUGGCAGACAGGCUAGCUGAUGAACACGUUCUCAUCGGGAUGUAUGUCAGCAUGCUCCGGAGCAGCCCCUCAUGCAUGCUCGAUGAAGAGCACAGGCUGAUCGCCAGGUACGCAGCAAGACUGGCAGCGGAGUCCUCCUCCUCGCAGCCAGCUCAGCAGAGAAGUGUUCCGGACAUCGCCUUCACCAUUGAUGCAAAUAAGCAGCAGAGGCAGCUGAUUGCAGAACUAGAAAACAAGAACAGAGAAAUCUUGCAGGAGAUCCAGAGGCUGAGGCUUGAGCAUGAGCAGGCUUCCCAGGCCACUCCAGAGAGGGCCCAGCAGAACCCCACGCUGCUAGCCGAGCUCCGGCUCCUCAGACAGCGCAAGGAUGAGCUGGAGCAGAGAAUGUCUGCUCUCCAGGAGAGCCGGAGAGAGCUAAUGGUCCAAUUAGAGGGUCUCAUGAAGCUACUAAAGACCCAGGGGGCAGGCUCUCCUCGCUCCUCCCCCAGCCACACCAUCAGCAGGCCCAUCCCCAUGCCAGUCCGGUCCUCGUCUGCCGGCUCCACCCCGUCUCACACGCCUCAGGACUCUCUCACUGGUGUAGGGGGAGAUGUCCAGGAGGCAUUUGCACAAAGUUCGAGGAGAAAUUUAAGGAAUGACUUACUAGUAGCAGCAGAUUCUAUCACUAACACCAUGUCCUCUCUUGUGAAAGAGCUGAAUUCUGGGGUAGGGAGUGAAACCGAGAGUAAUGUGGAUUCUGAAUUUGCACGGACUCAGUUUGAGGAUCUGGUUCCCUCGCCAACCUCUGAGAAGGCCUUUCUAACACAAAUCCACGCCCGAAAGCCUGGGUACCUUCAUGGCGGAGUGACCCCAGCCAGCGCACACAGCGACGUGUCAGUAUCUUCUUGGAGGGCGACAGAAGACGGGGACACCUGUGCGCAGCCAGAGGGUGAGAGCUAUGAACACGACUCUGCCCGGCAGCUAGAGGAUGAGCUCCAGAUGGAGGAGUACCUGAGGCGGGAGCUGCAGGACGACACCUGCCAGCUCUGCGGCAGCACUGAGACCAGAUUCGAGUGCCCCCGUCCUGUGCCCGAGGCAAAAUGGCGUGUGUUGUUUUGGGCUUUUGUGUUUUUUGGUGGGUUUCUUUCCUUGAUACUCCAGAUUUACUUCUGGGGUCUGUUCUAAGUACCAGCCAGCAGCUUCACCUGUCCUGCCCACUAGAUACAGAAAUAUAUUGCAGGGUCGUUUCUUUCUUGUUCCAUGACGAGUUGCACCCCACCUCCAUCAGUGAUGAUGGUCUGUUAAUGAGCACCAGUCUAACACAACCCCCCCACAGUGCCAUGUUCGUGGAGGGAGGGAGGAGAGCGAAAUCUACUGUGUGGGAUUCAGGAAUCAGUUGUGGUUGGUCAAGACGCAAGUUGGGGUAAGUUUGGUCAGAGAGAGACGUGCUGGAGAUCGUGAAAAAUGGAUUCUCGAAUGACCUACUACAAGGCAGGAAGGUUCAUCUGUAAGUAGUGAUGUGAACUGAAUUGCAUAAGCGUGUGGCCUUGUCGUGAUAUACUGUGUGUUUUCUGAUAUGCAUGAGCCAAACUGUUGCAUCAUAAUUUAGCAGUGAUGUCUGCUUUAAUUUUGAUCAUCUUUCCUCCCUCACUAGUUCUUGGCUGUUAACUGUAGAUAAUGUAUGCACAGCAGCCUCCAGACGCUGCAGUCACCUUGGUUCGAUUCUGCGCAAGGAGCCACUAAAAAACCCCACUGUGUCCUCAGAAGAAGGGGCAUUAUUACCUUUGAACCAAAAAGAGGAAAAAAAUCAGAAGCAUUACAUGUUGAGGCUAAUUAACUGUAAGAGACCUUUUUAGUUCUGACUACUGUAAUUUGACACCAUUUGAACUAAGUCAAAGACACUAAAGAUUUCAUGAUACUCAUUGGUAUUGUAACAAAACUACUGUAUGAUUUGUAUUGCUGUUAAGUACUGGUGUGUGUGUGUGUGUGUGUGUGUGUGUGUGUGUGUGUGUGUGUGUGUGUGUGUUGGAACCUCCUGGGGACAUGUUACAUUUUGAAGUGAUUAAGCUAUUUAAUUAUGUGUCUAUAUUUUGGAAUGGGAUUAUUUCUUCAUUAAAAAAGUUUUUA